AUGUCAAGCAGCCAAAGAGCUGAAUGUUCUCAUGGUUUCUUCAAGCAAUACAUAUCAAGGAAAAAUUCGUUGAUGGAUUUCAUAAUAAGAUUUGAGAGGGCACUUUCUCAUCAACGUCAAAAAGAGUUAGUUGCUGAUCACGUAGAUGCAUUUGAAGUGGCUCAAUGUAUUCUACCGAUGCCAAUGAACAAACAAAUGGCUACCUUGUACACAAGGACAAUGUUUCAAAAGUUUGAGCAAGAACUAAUACAAAGUACAGCAUGUUUCCUAGAGCUGAAAACAGAGGAUGCUUCUAAAGUUGUCUUUAAUGUGAGCGAAAGGAAAAAUUGGGAAACAAGAGUGGCAGAAGUCGUAUAUGUCAAAGAUUCUGACCACGCAUCGUGUAGCUGCAAAAGAUUUGAAUUUGUUGGAAUUAUUUGCAAGCACAUCCUAGCAUUGUUCAGAAGGGACCAGAUUGAAUAUAUGCCCGAUAAAUACAUUUUGAAGAGGUGGAAGAAAACUGCGAAAUUUGGAUUGGUGUCAGAUGCAAAUGGCAACGAAAUUAAAGACUCUGCAGAUCCUGGUCUUUUAAUAAAGCGGAGUACAAUGUCCCGACUUGCUUCAGAUGUGGUUGAGGAUGCAUUAAUGUGUGAAGAAGGAUGUGAGCUACUGUCAGAGACUCUAAAAAGUUUGCAGGUGAAGUUGAAGUUGUUGAAGGAUGGACCAAGUAAUAACGAAGUUGGAGGGUCCAGCUCUCAAACACAAUAUAUGAAAGACCCUAAGAGAGUAAGGUGCAAUGGAGGGUCGAAACGAGUAACGGGAGCAAAGGAAAAGGCAAUGAAGCGAGGGAUUAGACACUGUCGGGAGUGUGGACACAUUGGUCAUGAUAGAAGACAAUGCCCAAGAAAUUUGAACACACCGACAUCACCGUCGAACAAUGACGAAUCAACUCCAAUAGAUCUUAGUGACCCAUUAUUUGACGAAUUUUACAGGAUGCACGGACCAACUCAAUGA
This is a messenger RNA of Prunus armeniaca (apricot), 993 nucleotides long. The record is from the annotation of a GenBank genome assembly. Lineage: Eukaryota; Viridiplantae; Streptophyta; Magnoliopsida; Rosales; Rosaceae.